Messenger RNA from Zingiber officinale, 2518 nucleotides. Its product is annotated as ubiquitin-like modifier-activating enzyme atg7. The transcript is spliced from 14 exons. NCBI's taxonomy places the organism in Eukaryota, Viridiplantae, Streptophyta, Magnoliopsida, Zingiberales, Zingiberaceae. Gene Ontology annotation, cellular component: phagophore assembly site; cytoplasm. Gene Ontology annotation, biological process: autophagosome assembly; cellular response to nitrogen starvation; piecemeal microautophagy of the nucleus. Gene Ontology annotation, molecular function: Atg8 activating enzyme activity; Atg12 activating enzyme activity. The record is from RefSeq and is a predicted model, not a curated record. Bases 56 to 2197 code for a protein of 713 amino acids.
AUUUAUCAGAAUUCAGAAGGCGUGGUCUUCUUGAACAGUCGGACAACGAAAGGAGAUGGCGUCGGAGACCUCAUCGACGCCUUCUUCGUCUCGUGCGUCAGCGGAGCCGUCUUCUUCCUCAUACACCGCCAUCCGUGAUCCUGGAAGAAUCCUUCAAUUCGAUCCGUUUCAGAGCCUGGUGGAUGAGGGUUUCUGGCAUCGCCUCUCUUCCCUGAAGCUAGACUCCCUCGGCCUCGACCAAUCCCCCAUCUCUCUCACCGGUUUCUAUGCACCCUGUUCACAUUCUGAAGUAUCAAAUCGCUUGACACUUCUUGCGGAAUCAUUGCCGCCUGAUCCUAAGCAGCUAGAAUCACCACUCGAGAGAGUUCAUGGUAAUCGGAAUAGAUGUCCUGUUCCUGGAACUCUUUACAACAUGAAUACGUUGGAGAGCUUCAAAGCCCUUGACAGAGUAUCUCUGCUCAAAAUGGAGGCACAAAAGAUAUGGGAUGAUAUACAUUCUGGGAAGGUAGAGGAGGAUAGUGCUGUGCUUUUGAGAUUUCUUGUCAUCUCAUUUGCUGAUCUGAAGAAGUGGAACUUCCUUCACUGGUUUGCAUUCCCUGCUGUGGUUCUUGAUCCCCCAGCAAUGAUACUCAAUAUUCAAUCAGCAAAAGAUGCACUCAAUCAGGAUGAGGGACAAUCCUUGUCUGCGGUAAUGAAUGAAUGGCGCAAUUCAAGCUUAACAACAGAUGUGCCAUUCUUCUUGAUCAUCAUAUCUUCAUCACAUGCCACUGUUAGGCACUUGAAGGAUUGGGAAGCUUGUCAACAUGAUGGUCAAAAGUUGUUAUUUGGAUUUUAUGAUCCAAGUUGUCGUGCAACUAACCCUGGAUGGCCUCUUCGCAAUUAUCUUGCUUUCAUUAGUUUGAGAUAUAACAUUGGGAAAAUCCAAUUCUUUUGCUACCGUGAGAAGCAUGGUUUUGCUGAUUUAGGUUUAUCUCUUGUUGGCGAAGCUGCGGUCUCACCGCCACAAGACUGGAGAGAACCACAGAAUAUUCCCAAAGCUGUAGGCUGGCAGCCAAAGCCCAAAAAUAUAAGGCUUGCAGAAUCUAUGGAUCCAGAGAGGUUGGCUGUAUCAGCUGCGGAUUUGAACUUGAAAUUGAUGAGAUGGCGUACUUUACCAUCUUUGGAUUUAAAUAUUUUGUCUAAUGUUAAAUGUCUACUUCUAGGUGCCGGUACUCUUGGUUGUCAGGUUGCCCGUAUGCUUAUGGCCUGGGGUGUGAGGAAGAUGACACUAGUAGAUAGUGGCAAAGUAGCCAUGUCUAAUCCAGUGAGACAAUCUUUAUAUACAUUUGAUGACUGCCUUAAUGGUGGCAGUUUUAAAGCCGUUGCAGCUGCAUCAAGUUUAAAACAGAUAUUUCCAGCUAUGGAAGCAGAAGGUAUACAACUUUCAAUACCAAUGCCUGGACAUCCUAUACUUGCCAAUGAAGUAGAUCGUGUUCAUGAAGACUGCAAGCAACUCUGGGACUUGAUUUCUUCCCAUGAUGUGACAUUUUUGUUGACAGACACAAGAGAAAGCAGAUGGCUCCCAACACUGCUUUGUGCAAGUGAGAACAAAGUUGCUAUUACUGCAGCUUUGGGUUUUGAUAGUUACCUGGUCAUGCGCCAUGGAUCUGGUCCAUUUAUCACUGUAUCAGAUCAGACAGACAACCCAUCUGCCCUAGAUGAUGGCGUGCAGCGGUUGGGGUGUUACUUCUGUAGUGAUGUUGUUGCACCUAUUGAUUCAACAUCAAAUCGCACAUUAGACCAACAAUGUACUGUUACACGCCCUGGGCUUGCACCCAUAGCAUCUGCCCUGGCAGUGGAGCUUUUGGUUGGACUUUUACAUCAUCCAAAUGGGAUACAUGCACCGGGUGAGAUUGCCAACUCCAUUAUGAGCUCCAGUAAGGAACCACUUGGUAUUUUGCCGCAUCAAAUUCGAGGUUCACUUCCUCAGUACUCCCAACUGACACUCCUUGGCCACUCAUCUAAUAGCUGCACAGCUUGUUCUAGUACCGUGGUGUUAGAGUUCAAGAGGCGAGGCAUCGAGUUUGUACUGCAAGCUAUUAACCAUCCCACUUACUUGGAGGAUUUAACUGGACUAACAGAGUUAAUGGAAUCUGCCAAGUCUUUCAAUUUGGACUGGGAUAAAGAAACUAGUGAUGACGAUGAUGCUGAUCUCUAACUUCACUCAAAAUUUCAUCUUCCAGUAAUAACUUAAUCAACUAAAUCAUCUUCAUCCCAAGGAUCUCUAUCAAGAACAUUGCUGGUGUUUUUUUACUUAGCCACAUUGUUUAAUUUAUAGAUUUGCCAGUGUACAAACUGAUUAUUAACUGGUUUACAAAAACAUACAAAUUCUUUGGUUACCGACAAAGGUAUAGAUCAUCUUGAGGGUGUAUGAACUAAAAUAUUUAGUGCUUUAGAGCUAUAUUCUUCUUUUGCUCUUCUUAUUUGUAAUAUCUGUACUCGGAACGUUCCAAAUUGUCAAUUUUUCCCUCUUCUUUUA